This is a messenger RNA of Raphanus sativus (radish), 1229 nucleotides long. Its product is annotated as NAC domain-containing protein 72. NCBI's taxonomy places the organism in Eukaryota, Viridiplantae, Streptophyta, Magnoliopsida, Brassicales, Brassicaceae. Bases 77 to 976 code for a protein of 299 amino acids. Gene Ontology annotation, molecular function: DNA binding. Gene Ontology annotation, biological process: regulation of DNA-templated transcription. The transcript is spliced from 3 exons. The record is from RefSeq and is a predicted model, not a curated record.
UGUCCAAAAGAGAUGGAAGAACAUAAACAUAUAUUCGAAAAAAACUAAUUAUUUGUCCGCUGAAGUAGAAAAGAGAAUGGGUGUUAGAGAGAAGGAUCCGUUAGCCCAAUUGAGCUUACCUCCAGGUUUUCGUUUUUACCCGACAGAUGAAGAGCUUCUUGUUCAGUAUCUCUGUCGGAAAGUUGCAGGCUAUCAUUUCUCUCUCCAGAUCAUCGGAGAUAUCGAUCUCUACAAGUUCGAUCCUUGGGAUUUGCCAAGUAAAGCUUUGUUUGGGGAGAAAGAAUGGUACUUUUUUAGCCCGAGAGACCGGAAAUAUCCAAACGGGUCAAGACCCAAUAGAGUAGCCGGGUCGGGUUAUUGGAAAGCAACGGGUACUGACAAAGUCAUCACGUCGGAUGGUCACCGUGUCGGGAUUAAAAAAGCUCUGGUUUUCUACGCCGGAAAAGCUCCAAAAGGCACGAAAACGAACUGGAUCAUGCACGAGUAUCGACUCAUCGAGCAUUCUCGUAGCCAUGGAAGCUCCAAGUUGGAUGAUUGGGUGUUAUGCCGAAUCUACUACAAGAAGAUGUCGGGAUCUCAGCAGAGACAAGCUGUUGUUGCUCCCGUACAAGCUUGUCUCGAAGACCAGAGCACGAACGGGUCGCCGUCGUCUUCUUCGUCUCAGCUCGACGACGUUCUUGAUUCGUUCCCGGAGAUGAAAGAUGUGUCUUUUAAUCUUCCUCGGAUGAAUUCACUCAGGACGAUUCUCAACGGUAAUUUCGAUUGGGCUAGCUUAGCUGGUCUUAACCCCAUACCGGAGCUAGCUCCGGCCCUCGGAUUAUCGAAUUACGGCGGUUACCAGUCGUUCCAGUCGGGUGUAGGAAUUCGCACUUCGCAGGCUGAUCAGGAGCAGAACUCGAGCGAGUUGACUCAGAGUUCCGGGUAUAGCUUGAGCGGGUUUGGGCCUUCGGGUCAAAUAUACGAGUUUAGGGGAUGAGAGAUUAAUGUAAUUGGCUACUCAUAUGAGUGGACGCGGUAAAAAAAGGAAGUAAAAAAACUAAAAAAAGUCCUUGAGAGGAUAGAGUGGCAAUUAUGUAAACAAAAUAGAGAAUUAAAAUAGGCCUUAACCGAUUCGUUUAGGCUAUUCCACAAAGCAAAGGCCCUGAGAUUAGAUUUGAUCUAAAUUUACAGGCCGGAAAUGUAAAAAUAGCCCACACUACGUUAAUGAGCUCUUUUGAAAUUCUUUCUCA